CAUCAUUUUCAAGUCUCAGUUCCAAUGAAGUUGUUUAUUGCAGUAUUUCAAUAGUGGCUCCUGUGUUGCAGUCAUAGCAUCUCUCUGUGUUUCCCAGGGCUCUGACCCUGGCCAUAUAGGCUCCUCUGCAGGAGGACGGGGGCUCCAAACCUUCCUCCUGCUGGAUUAGUGAGAGCGAGAGAGAGAGCUAGAGAGAGAACGAGAACGAGAGAGAAGCAUAGAGGAAUCAGCAUGGGUUCCAGCUCCUCUUCCUAUGCCCCAAAAACCAUCUAUCUGGACGUAGAUGGUAAGGUUCAGAAGGUGGUUUUCAGUCGUCACUGCAGCCCAUGUGACAUCAAGGAGCUCCUUUGUUCCUCGUCCAACAUCCCCAGGAAUACUGCUAUCAUGAUGGUAGAUCCUGAAGGGGCCCUGGUGUCCAUAGACCCUACUAUGCCUACCAACUCUCCCAACUCCUUGUACAAAGUCAUUUCUUUAUCCACCGGUCAGCUAGGAGAUAAAGAAGACAUGUUUCAGAACGUGUUAUCUCAGGUGGCGGAGCAGUUCAGCAGGGCUUUCCGAAUCAACGAGCUGAAAACUGAGGUGACCAACAGACUGGCAAUGUUGGAGAAAAGAGUGGAGUUGGAGGGACUGAAGGUGGUGGAGAUUGAGAAGUGCAAAAAUGACCUAAAGAAACUACGAGAUGAGAUGACAUCCAGAGGAGGAGGGAGAGUUGGGAACUGUCCCUGCAAGUACAACUUCUCAGACGACGGGAAAAAGCUUAAUCCCAGACGUGACGUCCCAAGUUAUCCAAAGUACACCUUAUCCCAGGAGACUAUUGAAGCACUGAAGAAGCCAACAUUCGAUGUCUGGCAUUGGGAACACAAUGAGAUGCUGAGCUGCUUGGAGUACAUGUACCAUGACCUGGGACUGGUGAAGGAAUUCAACAUGAACCCCAUCACUCUCAAACGCUGGCUGCUGGGCAUUCAGGAGAACUAUCGCAGCAACCCGUUCCACAACUUCCGCCACUGCUUCUGUGUCAGUCAGAUGAUGUAUGGCAUGAUUAACCUGUGUAACCUGCCGGAGAAGAUGACUCUGACGGACAUGGGCAUUCUCAUGACAGCUGCAGUGUGCCACGACCUGGACCACCCCGGCUACAACAACACGUACCAGAUCAACGCUCGCACAGAGCUGGCCGUGCGUUACAACGAUAUAUCUCCCCUGGAGAACCAUCACUGCGCCGUGGCCUUCCAGAUCCUCUCGCUGCCCGAGUGCAACAUAUUCGCCAACGUCGAAUUGGAGGCCUACAAGCAGAUCAGACAGGCCAUCAUUACCCUGAUCUUGGCCACAGACAUGGCCCGGCAUGGAGAAAUAUUAGACUCCUUCAAACAUAAAGUGGACAGCUUUGACUUCACCAACGAGGAGCAUGUCACAUGCCUGAAGAUGGUUCUGAUCAAAUGCUGUGACAUCUCCAAYGAGGUCCGGCCUACCGAGGUGGCCGAACCCUGGGUGGACUGUCUGCUGGAGGAGUAUUUCAUGCAGAGUGACAGGGAGAAGACUGAAGGGCUGCCGGUGGCUCCGUUUAUGGACAGAGACAAAGUGACCAAGCCCACUGCCCAGAUCGGAUUCAUCAAGUUUGUCCUCAUCCCAAUGUUUGAGACAGUCAUGAAGCUCUUCCCCCAGAUUGAGGAGAUCAUGGUGCAGCCUCUGAGAGACUCCAGAGACCACUACGAGGAGCUGAAGCAGAUCGAUGACGCCAUGACAGAGGGCUCUGGCUCUCGUUUUAUGAUCCAAAAAUUCAAAAAGGUCAUGGGUCGUCCUGAUCUGCGUCUUUGAAGAUGGAGGGUGAAAAGACUUGUCUUCUACACACUGAACCAACCUCAGACUACAUGGAACCUCCUGGUUGAUCUCCACUGUUUUGUUAUGAACAUUACAGAAGGACAAUCGCUCUGUUUCAAUGUCCACACUAGCAUACUACAUAGAAUKAAUUCAUGUAUCAAGCACAUUGGAAUAUAGCUCACCUGAACGCUAGUUGGUCAUUGUAGGUAUCCACGGCUGUCUAUACACAGGCAGCCCAAUUCUGAUCUUUUUGCCCAAUUAUUGGCAAAAGAUCUGAUCUGAUUGGUCAAAAUACCAAUAAUUGGGCAAAAUAUCAUAAUUGGUCUAUGUAUACACAACCUAUACUAAUUUCUGAGUGACAAUUGGUCAAUGUAGGUAUAUGUUUUGCCAUAUUUUCUGCUCUCUGUUUUUAGUCACACUUGUUGAUGUUGCCUAUUACGGUAUAAUCAAUAACAACUAAKAUGUUUACUGGAACACUGUCUUCCCCUUGUUCAAUUCUCCUAUUCAAAUGCAAAACUGUUUCUAAAACAGUUUGAAUAAAUUGACUCUUAAUUUAACCAUGUCAAGUACACAGCMUAUUUUAACAUAAUAAUUAUUAUGAGGUUUAAACAUUAUUACAACAAAUUCAACUAAUUAUCUCCUGGUGUGUGCACUGAAUGAAUUUACAUAAAUUCAUAUUUUGAGGUUUGUGUAAUAGCACAUCCAUUGUUGUUCAAUAUAUUCCGUCUUUAAUUACAAUCUAAAAUGUUAUUCUUGUAUUUUUAUUUAUUUUUGCAUAGUACAUCCUGUGCAAACUACAUUACAGUUGUAAAACAUCCUUUUAUACAAAAUGUGUCACCUAGUAAUAAACUCCACCAGUAUUUAGAAAAGUUGCAGGUUAUUAAGAGAUCAAAAUGUUCAGUAGUGUCUGAUUUUCAUUUCAGAAAGUCAUUCUCAUCAAAGGUUCAUGAGAAAUACCAUUGACUCUUCUCUGAAUGGUGCAGGGGUGAAUGAACCAAUGGGAGGUCAAGCUCGGGAGUCUUUGAAAGCUUGUGUACUUUACUCGAUAUCUGUAUUCUAAUGUGUAUGCUUUAUGCACAAUACGGAUGGCCCAGGAAAACCAUUUUAAGAGCGUGGUAGUCCCUAGCUCUAGGCUUUGAGGGGGUAUGUGUUGAAACAGGACUUCUUUGACAGUUUUGUUGUACAACUCCAAACUACCACUUACCCCACAUCUCUCUAUAGCAUCUCUCCACAAAAAUAAGUGGGUGGUAUUCAACAGGUACAGUAGAUUUACUAUUGCCUGUUUUAUAACCUUUAUUUAUUGCAACCUGUUUCACAUUUCCAAGAGUGAUAAUUGUCUAUCUGUAAGACGAUACUUCCAUACAGUAUGCUUACCCUUUUUAUGACCUACAUGAUUCUGAUGACAUUUGGAUGAUAAAGUCUUUGGCUCUGAAGAAUCCAAAGAGAUAGGAUGUCAAUACUGACUUCAAUGUUUUCUGCAGGUCUGCUGCUAGAUAAUAGUGACUUUUGGAAAAUUCCAGAGGGACAAACAGAGAUGGAAAUAACUUUCUUCUGUACGUUUUCUCUGCUAGUUGGCUUCACGUCUAAGUCCUUUUCACCUCUGAAUCCGUUUGAUGGGGUCUUUGGGCUGAACUUGAGUAUGGUCUAGUCAUUUUGUUUAGAGGGAACUAUCUUUAUACUCUAUGUUGCAUGGAUAUAAAGGACAUCAACCACCUGAGCCACGACCUGUUCACCCCGUUAUCAUCAAGAAGGCGAGGUCAGUACAGGUGCAUCAAAGCUGGGACCGAGAGACUAAACAACAGCUUCUAUCUCAAGGCCAUCAGACUUUUAAAUAGCCAUCACUAGCCGGCUACCACCCAGCUACUCAACUCUGCACCUCAGAGGUUACUGCCCAAUAUGCACACAACCGGUCAAAAGUUUUAGAACACCUACUCAUUCAAGGGUUUUUCUUUAUUUUUACUAUUUUCUACAUUGURGAAUAAUAGUGAAGACAUCAAAACUAUGAAAUAACACAUAUGGAAUCAUGUAGUAACCAACAAAGUGUUAAACAAUAUUUGAGAUUCUUCAAAUAGCCACCCUUUGCCAUGAUGACAGCUUUGCACACUGAAAAGUUGCAGGUUAUUAAGAAGAAGAAKAAUGAAUAAGAAAUAAAAGUAACAAGUAAUUAAAGAGCAGCAGUAAAAUAACAACAGCGAGACUAUA
Molecule: messenger RNA, 4017 nt
Organism: Salvelinus sp. IW2-2015
Lineage: Eukaryota; Metazoa; Chordata; Actinopteri; Salmoniformes; Salmonidae
Gene: pde9ac
Product: phosphodiesterase 9ac
Biological process (GO): signal transduction; cGMP catabolic process
Molecular function (GO): 3',5'-cyclic-GMP phosphodiesterase activity
Source: RefSeq, a predicted model, not a curated record